AUGCCGCAAAAGCACCGUAUCCUCGCGCUCGUCUUCCACGAAUUCGAGAACCUCGACCUAUUCGGUCCCAUGGGAGCCAUCAUCCCAGGAAGCGACUACUACACCUUAGAACUCGUCAAUGUGCACAAUUUGCCUUCUCCGAAUGGACUCGAAAGCUCGAUCAAGAAUGGGAUAGGAAUCAUGCCCAACAUGACUCUCACCCAAGCUCUCGAGGACACCAAGCCGUUCAGUACACUGUUCAUACCCGGUGGACUGUCCAUGAUGCACUUUCUCGAGGAUGCGAUUCUUCUCGAGAAAAUUGGACAAUUGGUUUUGCGGGCGCCGACGGUGUUUACUGUUUGUACGGGGUCUUUGAUCCUGGCUGCGACGGGUGUUUUGGAUGGUCGUGGAGCGACGUGCAAUAAGCAGUUGUUUGACGAAGUGACUCCGAAAUACCCCCGCGUGAUAUGGAAGAAAAAAGCCCGAUGGGUCACAGAUGGCAAAUACCUCACAGCGUCCGGCGUCACCGCUGGAAUCGAUGCUGGAUUUGCCUUUGUCGCAAGAACUUAUGUCGCGCCGGAGGAUCGAGACGAUCGACCGGAGAUCAUCGCCGAAGGUCAAGGUGACAAUGAGAGUUUUGCGCGAAAUUAUGAUUCAGAGAAAGCGAUCAAGUACGCUCGGCAUGUAGCUCGGAUGGUGGAACACUGUUGGAAUGAAGAUCCCGGCAACGAUCCCUUUGCGGUUACUUCUGCUUGA
This is a messenger RNA of Penicillium diatomitis, 735 nucleotides long. RefSeq lists its product as uncharacterized. Lineage: Eukaryota; Fungi; Ascomycota; Eurotiomycetes; Eurotiales; Aspergillaceae. The coding region runs from base 1 to 735 and encodes 244 amino acids. The record is from RefSeq and is a predicted model, not a curated record. The transcript has 2 exons.